UUCAAGCACACAACGCUGAACAUCGGUCCCAAAGGUGCUCUAGAAAGUCUCCAGAAGGUCAUUUCAUGGAGGCCAAUAGCCAUCAUGCACAGCUUAACAAGGGAGAGGAGAAUGAGAUGGAGAUAUUCGGCUAUAAAAGCCAGGGCAGCCGGAGAGCCUUGUGCAUUGCUGGAUACAUCUUGUCCUGUGGGGCUCUGCUGCUGCUGUUUUACUGGAAGCCAGAAUGGGAUGUGUGGGCAAACUGCAUCCCCUGCAGCUUGGAAGAAGCAGAUGUUGUACUGCUUAGAACAACAGAUGAAUACCGGAAUUAUUCUCGUAAGAAAGUGACUUGGAUCUCUGUGUCUGCAAUUAUAAAAAAUAGACCAGAUUAUCCAGCCAUUGUUGGGGAAGAUUCAAUCUUCAAUGAAGCCAUAAUGAAGCCAAGUUUACAAGUGAAAAGCAUCCAAGUACAAAAAAUCCGGUAUGUCUGGAAUAUCUCUGUAAAACAGUUCCAGAAAGUUGGAGCUCUGGAAGAUCACCACACAUGUUCAGCAAUACAUUCCAAAUUCGGUUCUGGUCUCACCUGUGAUGAACAGAAUGUCAGGAGACUGAUAUGUGGGCCAAACACUAUUGAUGUUCCAGUGAUCCCUAUUUGGAAACUACUCAUCAAAGAGGUCUUAAAUCCAUUUUACGUGUUCCAGCUAUUCAGUGUGUGUCUGUGGUUUGCUGAAGAUUAUAAGGAGUAUGCCAUUGCCAUCAUAAUCAUGUCUCUGCUCUCCAUUGCUUUGACUAUUUAUGAUCUUAGACAGCAAUCACUUAAGCUGCACGGACUGGUUGAGUCUCAUAACAACGUCACGGUCACUGUCUGCAGAAAUAAAGAAGGUUUUAAAGAACUGGAAUCAUGCCUUCUUGUCCCUGGAGACAUGCUGGUUUUGAAAGAGGGCAGAGCUCUUUUACCAUGUGAUGCCAUCCUGAUCAGCGGACAGUGCAUUGUAAAUGAGAGCAUGCUGACAGGAGAAAGUAUUCCAGUAACAAAGACCCACCUACCACUAGCCGAUAACAUCAAGCCCUGGAGAAUUCAUUGUGCAGAGGAUUACAAAAAACAUGUCAUCUUCUGUGGAACAGAGGUCAUACAGACCAAGGCAGAUGACAGAGGACACGUGAAAGCUGUGGUGCUGCGGACUGGUUUCAAUACAGCCAAAGGGGAUCUGGUGAGAUCCAUUCUCUACCCUAAACCCAUGAACUUCAAGCUGUACAGAGAUGCUCUUCGGUUCCUGAUGAUCCUCAUAGCAUUUGCAACAGUUGGAAUGAUCUAUGGAGUGUGUGUAUUUGCACUUGGUGGGGAGGAGGCAGGUGAAGUAGUGAAGAAGGCCCUGGAUGUUAUCACUAUUGCUGUCCCUCCAGCUUUGCCAGCUGCCUUGACAACAGGGAUCAUUUAUUCCCAGAGGAGGCUGAAGAAAAAGGGCAUCUUCUGCAUCAGCCCGCAGCGGAUCAACAUGUGUGGACAGCUAAACCUCGUCUGCUUUGAUAAAACUGGCACCUUAACAGAAGAUGGCCUGGAUCUCUGGGGCUUGCUGCCCUCUGAAAGAAACUGCUUCCAGGACGUUCACAGCUUUCCUGCAGACCGCAGCCUGCCUUGGGCCCCAGUGUUGAGAGCAAUGGUAGUCUGUCAUUCACUAGUUGUACUGGAUGGCAAAAUUCAAGGAGACCCACUAGACCUGAAAAUGUUUGAGGCAACUGACUGGGUGAUAGAUGGCUCCAGUGCAUACCAGAGUGAAGGUCAAGGAUCUGCACAUACUACAAUUGUUAGACCUGGGCCUAAAGCCAGCAGUGCACCAGUAGAAGGCAUUACCAUUUUGCAGCAGUUUCCAUUUUCUUCAGCCUUGCAGAGAAUGUCUGUCAUUGCUCAGGAAAUCAGUGGGGAAAAAGAAGUUUUCACAAAAGGAGCUCCAGAAACAGUAGCCAAGUUAUGUAGAGCAGAAACAGUCCCAUUGAACUUCGAAAGCAAACUUCUGCUCUAUACAGCGCAAGGCUUUAGGGUCAUUGGACUGGCAUAUAAACCUCUACAGGCAGAGAGGCAAUCUCUUGAUUUAACAAGGGAGGAGAUGGAAUCUGAUCUGACAUUCCUGGGCCUGCUGAUAAUGGAGAAUCGACUGAAGAAAGAAACAAAGUCCGUCCUAGAGGAGCUCAGUGCUGCACGCAUCAGGAAUGUUAUGGUCACAGGUGACAAUAUUCAGACAGCUAUAACUGUUGCCAGAAAUGCUGGGAUGAUUUCUCCAACCAACACAGUGGUUCUUGUGGAAGCAAACAAAACACCUAGGUCUUUUUCAGCAUCUGUAACGUGGAAACUACUAGAAGAAAACAAAACUAAAGAUUAUGGAAGCUUGGAUGAUUGCAGUCAGGCAGGAAGAAGAAUGAGGCUCGCAGCUGGAUCAGGCCAAUACCAUUUUGCCAUGAGUGGAAAAUCGUAUCAAAUUGUGGCACAGCAUUUCAGCCACUUACUUCCAAAGCUCCUGCUGAAAAAUGGAACAGUUUUUGCUAGAAUGUCUCCCAGUCAAAAAUCCAGCCUCGUAGAAGAGUUUCAAAAGCUGGAUUACUUUGUGGGCAUGUGCGGAGAUGGAGCCAAUGACUGUGGGGCUUUGAAAAUGGCACAUGCAGGGAUAUCACUGUCAGAGCAGGAGGCAUCUGUAGCUUCACCUUUCACAUCACGAACUCCCAGCAUAGCAUGUGUGCCAGAGCUAAUCAGGGAAGGCCGUGCUGCCCUUGUCACUUCCUUCUGCAUGUUCAAGUACAUGGCACUGUACAGUAUCAUCCAGUACCUUGGUGUUCUUCUGCUGUACUGGCAACUAAACUCCUUCGGGAAUUACCAAUUUUUAUUCCAAGAUCUGGCUAUUACCACUGUAAUUGGUGUGACAAUGAGUUUCACAGAUGCCUAUCCAAAGCUGGUUCCCUACAGACCUCCUAGCCAGCUCGUCUCACCCCCGUUGCUGCUUUCCGUCAUACUUAACAUCUUCUUCAGUCUCAGCAUCCAAAUUCUAGGGUUUGUCGUGGUCCAGAAGCAGCCCUGGUAUUCCAAGACCAAUAUACACAGUGCCUGCCUCUCAGGAAAUGACAGCUAUGCAAAGAAUUCUUCCACUAUUUCCAGCCUUGACUUCCAUGGGAUGAGAGACGGAGCCUUGAGGGAAGUGGACAAUGGCUAUAAGAGCUAUGAAAACACCACAGUGUGGCUGCUAAGUACUAUCAACUGCCUCAUCGUAGCACUAGUUUUUUCCAAAGGAAAACCUUUCAGGCAGCCUGUCUACACAAACUAUGUAUUUGUACCGGUGCUCACAGUGCAGCUGGGUAUUUGCCUCUUCUUGGUGUUUGCUGAUAUUGAUGGUCUCUACUCAAAGAUGGAUCUUGUCUGCACUCCCACCACAUGGCGAGUCUUCAUGGUGAUAAUUCUUGCAGUGACACUUGCUGUGUCCUUCAUAACUGAGGAAGCUGUCAUUGAGAACAGAGCCCUGUGGCUGCUGCUGAAAAAGACCUUCAGGUACUAUUCGAAGAGCCAUUACAAGAGGCUGCAACGAAUGUUAGAGAGGGACUCAUCCUGGCCACCUCUGAAUGAAACUUUCUUCUCAGAUUCUGUUGCAAUAUCAAUAGAUGAAAAUAUGGGAGGUCACAGCAAUCCAACAUUUGACAGCAAUGAGAACACACUCUGAAGG
This is a messenger RNA of Tinamus guttatus (white-throated tinamou), 3683 nucleotides long. RefSeq names its product putative cation-transporting ATPase 13A4. Gene Ontology annotation, molecular function: P-type ion transporter activity; ATPase-coupled monoatomic cation transmembrane transporter activity; ATP hydrolysis activity. Gene Ontology annotation, biological process: polyamine transmembrane transport; intracellular calcium ion homeostasis. Gene Ontology annotation, cellular component: endoplasmic reticulum membrane; late endosome membrane. NCBI's taxonomy places the organism in Eukaryota, Metazoa, Chordata, Aves, Tinamiformes, Tinamidae. The record is from RefSeq and is a predicted model, not a curated record.